AUUAUCCUAUCAACAACUAUCCGACCCGUUACGAGAGGCCUUAAAAGCUUCGAGCAAAACCCUAGCCUCCACUAUCCUCAUCCCUUCUCCUACCCCGCCACUGUUCGUGCGGCGCCGAUCCCCUCCUCCCCCGCGGCGAUGGUUUUCAAGCGCUACGUGGAGAUUGGAAGGGUCGCCCUCGUCAACUAUGGCAAGGACUACGGGAGGCUCGUUGUUAUCGUCGAUGUUAUCGAUCAGAACCGAGCUUUGGUCGAUGCCCCUGACAUGGUGCGAUGCCAAAUGAACUUCAAGAGGCUUUCACUGACCGACAUUAAAAUCGACAUUCCACGAAUUCCAAAGAAGAAGUCAUUGAUUGCUGCAAUGGAAGCUGCCGAUGUCAAGAACACAUGGGAGAAGAGCUCGUGGGGGAGGAAGCUGAUUGUCCAGAAAAAGAGAGCUUUGCUAAACGACUUUGAUAGGUUCAAGGUCAUGUUGGCAAAAAUUAAGAGAGCAGGGACCAUCAACCAAGAGCUUGCGAAACUUAAAAAGCAGAAUGCCGCUUGAACUCCUUGCGGUAGAGAUAGGAAAUUUUGAGAAAUUUGAAUCUGUUGCAUCAAUCUUUUUUCUUUUUGGUUUCUUAUUGAACUUACUUUGUGAGCCUUGUUUCAGAUAUUUUAGAUUCGGUCGCAUCUUCUGUUGACACCUGCUGGUAAUCUGUGAUGCGUCUUUUUCUCUUCUAUUGUGUCUUUGUUUCUAGUAGUUAUUUUGUGGAUUGGAAUUGCUUUGUGGUUACAAGUUUCGACCGUUUGUUUUGCAGUAUUUGUAGUUUGCUAUAAUGUAACUGCAGUUGUUGCAUUAGUUAUUGUUUCUA
Messenger RNA from Ananas comosus (pineapple), 850 nucleotides. Its product is annotated as 60S ribosomal protein L14-1-like. Gene Ontology annotation, cellular component: cytosolic large ribosomal subunit; ribosome. NCBI's taxonomy places the organism in Eukaryota, Viridiplantae, Streptophyta, Magnoliopsida, Poales, Bromeliaceae. Bases 139 to 543 code for a protein of 134 amino acids. Gene Ontology annotation, molecular function: RNA binding; structural constituent of ribosome. The record is from RefSeq and is a predicted model, not a curated record. Gene Ontology annotation, biological process: translation; ribosomal large subunit biogenesis. The transcript is spliced from 5 exons.